Messenger RNA from Penicillium argentinense, 1758 nucleotides. RefSeq names its product putative MFS multidrug transporter. Gene Ontology annotation, cellular component: fungal-type vacuole membrane. The coding region runs from base 1 to 1758 and encodes 585 amino acids. Lineage: Eukaryota; Fungi; Ascomycota; Eurotiomycetes; Eurotiales; Aspergillaceae. Gene Ontology annotation, molecular function: basic amino acid transmembrane transporter activity. Gene Ontology annotation, biological process: basic amino acid transport; transmembrane transport. The record is from RefSeq and is a predicted model, not a curated record. The transcript has a single exon.
AUGAGCGCUGGUGAAGGGGGGUCCACGUUCGAGGCCACUCCACUAUUGCGACAUGAGUCAAGCGAGCAAAAUAUACACUAUCGCAGCGUGAUCAAUUCCAACAGCCAGUCGCAGCAUGAAGAAACGAGAUACUCAGGUACAGAGACUGAGGAGCAAAUAGCCGCUCUCGGUCUCGUCCAAGUCAGCUCGACUGAAGGCUUAAAUAUCGAACCCGACCUUGAACGAUUCUCGUCUCGGGGUUCCCUCUCGGGAAAGAAGAGCAAUGCUUCUGUGGCCGACGGACAGAGUGUUAAGAACGACGAUGACGACUACGCGGCACGAUUCAUCGAUGUGUCACCGACUCGUUUCUGGCUGAUCUUUGUGGGCGUCCUCAUCGGCUACCUGAUCGGUUUCUUCGACUCGACUCUGAUGGCAUCAAGUCAUCCUGUGAUUACCUCUUAUUUCAACGCCGCAAAUACGGCCUCAUGGCUCUCGACGGCUUUUCUGCUUACCUCCACGGCCUUCCUGCCGCUCUUCGGGCGUAUCUCCGAUGCCUUCGGCCGGAAACCCGUCUACCUCUUCUCCAUCACCAUGUUCUUUUUCACAACAGCUUGGUGCGGCCUGGCACAGAGCAUCGGCAGCUUCAUUGCUGCUCGGGCACUAUGUGGUCUUGGUGCGGGUGGCGUCUUCUCGAUGGGCCAGAUUCUCUCAAGUGACCUGGUCCGUAUCGAGUACCGCGGUGUCUAUCAGUCUUACAUCAACCUUUGCUACGGCACCGGGAGUUGUUUGGGGCUGGCGUUCGGUGGGUUUCUGUGUGAUCGCAUCGGUUGGAGAGGAGCAUUCCUCAUUCAAUUGCCCUUCAUCUUCAUCUACUUUAUCACAGCUGCCGUGACCAUCCCAGCGGAACUUGGCAUCAAACGCGUGGGAUCGGAGCGCAUGACGGUCAUGCAGCUAAUCCGUAGCAUUGAUCUGAUCGGUGCCCUUAUUCUGGCUUCUGCGGUUACUGCUUUGAUUAUGGGAUUGAAUCUGGGUGGAAAUGUCUUCUCUUGGGGGCAUCCGCUUGUCAUUUGCUCCUUAGUCGCAUCUCUUGUUCUAGCCGCCAUCCUGGUGCGAUAUGAGCGCGGUGUACCGCGCGCAGUGCUUCCGGUUGAGCUUCUCUCCAGAAACCCCCGAGCCAGUCUCAUCAUUGGAAACUUCUUCGGUGCGAUUUCCGUUAACACAGUCAUGUUCAAUGCUCCUUUAUACUUUCAGGCCGUCAAGCUCGCCAGCCCCACGGACUCGGGUCUGCGUCUCGUCGCCGCAUCUAUUGCCGUUACCGUCUCCAGUGUCGGGACUGGCUUUUUGAUUACCUGGACGAAACGAAUGAAGCCCACUAUCAUCCUGGGUGGUUUUUCCAUGCUGUUGGGUGGAUGUGCCGCCGGAUCUUUGGGGAGCAACACGUCCUAUGCACUUGCCAUGCUCUGCGUCGCUUUCUCCAGCCUGGGGCAAGGGUUCACAUACCCCUCACUGAUGGUCUCGGUACUAGCCACCAGCGAACAGGAUGACCAGGCCAUCGCAACCACAACCCUUGGCCUCGCACGCAACCUGGGGUCUGUGAUGGGUGUGUCCAUCAGUAGCUGGAUCUUCCAGAACACACUUUACUAUGAGCUCGAACGGACCGUGACUGGUGCGGAGAAGGGCCACAUCAUUGCCCUCGUGCGCAAGUCGAUCCGAGCGAUUGCCGAUCUCGAUGCAUUGCACCGACACCAAGGUUUGUACUCCAAUGCUCCAAUAGGCUAA